Molecule: messenger RNA, 1809 nt
Organism: Ramularia collo-cygni
Lineage: Eukaryota; Fungi; Ascomycota; Dothideomycetes; Mycosphaerellales; Mycosphaerellaceae
Product: related to protein-tyrosine phosphatase
Exons: 1
Coding region: 1-1809 (602 amino acids)
Biological process (GO): regulation of phosphatidylinositol 3-kinase/protein kinase B signal transduction; protein dephosphorylation; cell motility
Cellular component (GO): nucleus; cytosol; cell projection
Molecular function (GO): protein tyrosine/serine/threonine phosphatase activity; protein tyrosine phosphatase activity; phosphatidylinositol-3,4,5-trisphosphate 3-phosphatase activity
Source: RefSeq, a predicted model, not a curated record
AUGGACAUUCUCCGCAAAAUCGUGGCCUCCCCACGCGCUCGCCACGACGAAGCCAACCUUGAUCUCUGCUACGUUACAGACAACCUCAUUGCCACCAGCGGUCCCUCAGGCACAUACCCACAGAUCGUCUACCGAAAUCCACUUUCGCAGCUCGUCAAAUUUCUCGACUCCAAACAUGCCGACAACUGGGCGAUAUGGGAGUUCCGUGCAGAAGGAACCGGCUAUCCUGACGAUGAAGUCUACAACCGCAUUCGACAUUACCCUUGGCCGGACCACCAUCCUCCACCCUUCGCACUGGUCCCCUUGAUGAUGGCAUCCAUGCGAGAAUGGAGGAGAGGAAAUGACAACCGAGUCUGUGUGGUGCAUUGUAAAGCUGGAAAAGGAAGAAGUGGGACAGUGAGCUGUUCUUACCUCAUCAGUGAAGAAGGGUGGACGGCUACAGAUGCCAUGCAGAGGUUUACGGAGAAGAGAAUGAGGCCUGGAUUUGGAAGUGGAAUAUCCAUUCCUUCGCAAGUCAGGUGGGUAGGGUAUGUCGAUCGGUGGACAAAGGGUGGCAAGAUUUAUGUUGAGAGACAAGUUGAGGUCAUGGAGGUGCACGUUUGGGGACUACGCGAUGGUGUAAAGAUUUCGGUUGAAGGCUACGUGGACGAAGGAAAGGUCAUCAAAAGUUUCCACACCUUUUCAAAAGCCGAAAGAGAUAUCGUCAAAGGGGGCAUCAACAGAGAGAAUGGGUUCGCGGAUGUGGCAUGGCAGUUGAUGGGAAAGAAGGAGAAGGAGAAUGCACAAGACGCCAACAAGGACAACGCAGAGGAGAUCAAGACUGCUGAAAGAGUUGACUCCGACGUUUUUCAACCCUCAUCUGGAGACGUCAUAUUCCGGCCUUCUUCUCGCGUGGUGCUCCCUUCCAGCGACAUCAAUAUCGACUUCGAACGCCGCAAUGUCUCGAAAUAUGGAGGCUUUACCAUGGUCACCUCGGUUGCUCAUGUUUGGUUCAACACAUUCUUCGAAGGCCGCGGUCCCGAGCAACAAGGCAUCGCUGACGAUGCUGGCGUUUUUGAGAUUGAAUUUGAUGCCAUGGAUGGGAUCAAGGGUAGCAGUAGGAAGGGUACCCGUGCGUUCGACAAGAUGUCUGUGGUAUGGAAGGCUGUCACUGAUGAGGGAGGGAAUCAUACUCCAGGUGUCGUGAUCACUGAGCCCAAAGAAGGCGAGGAAGUUCCUCAAGCUCGUCCGGCUGACUGGAAGAAAGGAAACGAUGAGAAGAGUGAGGACUUCGAGAAGAAGUUGGGAAUGAGGGAGGCAACGAGUGAAAGUGCCGACAUCAGUCGAGCGAGUAGUAUGCGCACUGAUACGACUGUUGAGAGCGACAAGAAAGAUGAACUGGAGGACGUGCGGCCUUUUACCGGAACGAAGUCAGGGGAAGUGGCAGAGAAACGAGGAACAAAAGAGGAGAAUCCAAACAGCCGAAAACAGCAUACGACCGCAGACUCUAUGAAUUCCGAGAACGAACGUCCAGCCCGACCUCAGCCAACCGCGGCCUUACAGAAUGAAUCCUCCAUUAAGACCCUGCCAGAUACCACAGUAACGAAGGAACAGAUUGAAGGGACAGUAGAGCGUAUACGCGAGACGAGUCCUACGACCAUUCGGUCCGCAGCACCCUCGAGCGGCAACGAGACCAGAGCAGCCGAAGAAGGCGCACAUCCUCCGACAGCAAAUCUUCCUGGUGGGAUUUCUGAAGACCAAAUGCCGACCCAUCAUAAUCACAUGCUAGGGAGUGUGAAGCUGGGCAAGAACGUUGACAGCAGUUCUUGA